Messenger RNA from Dichotomopilus funicola, 600 nucleotides. RefSeq lists its product as uncharacterized. The record is from RefSeq and is a predicted model, not a curated record. The coding region runs from base 1 to 600 and encodes 199 amino acids. Lineage: Eukaryota; Fungi; Ascomycota; Sordariomycetes; Sordariales; Chaetomiaceae. The transcript is spliced from 3 exons.
AUGAUCUCCUUGCGAACAACGCUUCUGGCGCUUGUCAGCGUCGUCGCCGUUUCGGCUGACUACGUUAUCAACCCUGAUUCUGUUUCCGAGAGUUUGAGGAAGGCAUGGUGCAACGACCAGUUGAGCAUGUGCCGGCCUAUCUGCCUUGAGACCUCGACUGGGUCACCGCAGGUGAACACUUGCGAUCCCGACUCCCUAACUUACGGUUGUGUCUGCAGCGACGGCAAGCAACCCAACGUGACCGAAUACACUCUCACACUCCCUUACUACGUCUGCACUGAGUGGGGCAACCAGUGCGUGACAGCAUGUGGCAACGACAACACCUGCGCGUCCGAGUGCCGUGAGAAGCACCCAUGCGGCGCCCAGAGGCCCCACUCCAACGCCACCUCGACGACCGUCUCGCCCACUGCCUCGGCGACGUCCACGUCCACCCCUUCUCCCGAUGGCCAGGCCUUCGACGGCUUCGGCGACGGCUCCGGCGAUGACUCCCAGGGCAAUGGCGGCAACGGCAACGCAGCUGGUGCUCUUCGAUUCGGCGACUCCUACGGCUUGGCCAUGGUUGCUGGCGGUUUGUUUGCGGGGUUCGCUCUGGUGCUUUAA